AUGAACUCCGCAAUCGAUGCGGCUUUCGACCUCGGCGUUACCACCGUCGUCGGCGCAGGCAACGACGGUCAGGAUGCGUCCGCCACGUCGCCCGCGUCUGCCGGCAAGGCCAUCACCGUCGGCGCCGUUGCGUGGAACCGGUCCCGCUCCGACUGGAGCAACUACGGCCCGGACGUCAACAUCUUCGCGCCCGGCGUCGACAUCCCCUCGCUAUGGAAAGAGCUUGAUUCGGCCGACAAGCUAUCCUCGGGGACCUCGAUGGCAACCCCCCACGUGGCCGGGCUCGUCUCGUACCUGCAGAGCGUCCACUCUCUGGCCAACGCGGCAGCCGUGGUGAAGAAGCUGGAUGAGCUUGCGUUGAAGGGUGCGGUGGGAAAUACCGGGGCCGGUAGCUCGAAUGCUUUGGCCUUCAAUGGGGCGGUUUAG
Colletotrichum higginsianum IMI 349063 is the source of this 426-nucleotide messenger RNA. Its product is annotated as Alkaline protease. Gene Ontology annotation, biological process: proteolysis. Lineage: Eukaryota; Fungi; Ascomycota; Sordariomycetes; Glomerellales; Glomerellaceae. Gene Ontology annotation, molecular function: serine-type endopeptidase activity. The record is from RefSeq and is a predicted model, not a curated record. Bases 1 to 426 code for a protein of 141 amino acids. The transcript has a single exon.